AUGCCCACAGCCGCAAGUCCAAGUCCAACCUCAGCAGCAACAGCAACCUCCGAGCUCCAAUCCUCCCUCCGCGAGCUCCACAUCGGCGAAAAGACCUCCUCCAUCCCCGACAUCCCGCGUCCAAAGAUAACAACCGCCUCUCUCAACACCGCCGCUCCCGUACCCAAGAAAAAGAAGGCCCCUGUCGUCGUCGACUCCUGGGAAGAUGAGCUCGACGAAUCCUCACCUACGGAGUCCGCCCAGGGCGAGGUUGAUCCGGGCUCGGCGACGUCCAAUUUCGCGGAAUCAGAUACCAGCCUGGGUACUUCGCCCGCUGUAGCGGAGGGGCCGCUCGAUCCCCCUCCUACGCCCAUCUCGCCACAGACGUCUCGGCCUUGGGUUGCUGCGACGGGCGGGUAUGGAGGGCCGGCGUCCAGAUCUAGAUCUACGUCUGCGCCGCGCGACCCGAAUCGGCGGCCGGAGAAGCAGACUGCUGUUGCGGGGAGGUUGAUUGCUGGGGCGUUGGGGAUCCGGGCACCCAAGCGGACAGAGGAACAGCGGGCGUAUGAUCGGUCUGUGAAGGAGCAGGAGAUUAGACGACGGAAUAAGGAGAGAGAGGAGGCGGCCAAACUAAAAGAGGAGGAGGAGAAGGUGAAGGCUUCUGUUUGGGAUGAUUAA
Molecule: messenger RNA, 657 nt
Organism: Aspergillus versicolor CBS 583.65
Lineage: Eukaryota; Fungi; Ascomycota; Eurotiomycetes; Eurotiales; Aspergillaceae
Exons: 1
Coding region: 1-657 (218 amino acids)
Source: RefSeq, a predicted model, not a curated record